Molecule: messenger RNA, 2384 nt
Organism: Rosa rugosa (rugosa rose)
Lineage: Eukaryota; Viridiplantae; Streptophyta; Magnoliopsida; Rosales; Rosaceae
Exons: 14
Coding region: 109-2139 (676 amino acids)
Biological process (GO): RNA processing
Molecular function (GO): nucleotidyltransferase activity; RNA binding
Source: RefSeq, a predicted model, not a curated record
GCCAGGUGAUAUGAGCCCUAGGUUUAUGGGAAGGGAGGGCUGAGCUGAAAGGCAAAGAAAACAAAGCGCGCCAUGAGCGUAAUAGUAUGAUAUUUAUACUCACUGCCGAUGGCGAUAACUUCCCUCAGAGGCAAGGGCAACAAUCACUUGUUAUCUCGCCUCAAACUCCUUCUUAACCAGCAACAGCAGAGACUCGCCCACACGCUCUCCGAAGGCCCUCAGUCCCGCCCAAAAAUGGUUCCUGAGUCGGUCCAUGAAGAGGGGUUGAUUGACAUGUCGAAAUGGAGAAAGGUGGAUUCGAGGGUGCUUGGGAUAACACGGUCCAUGAUUCCCGAGUCAUCUUGGAACGUCUUGAGAAUACUUCGAAGGGAAGGGUUUGAAGCCUACUUAGUGGGCGGAUGUGUGAGGGACUUGAUCCUCAAAAGAAUUCCUAAAGACUUUGAUGUGAUCACUACAGCUAAUCUUAAGCAGAUCAAGAGGCAGUUCCAUCGUGCACAAAUUGUCGGACAACGAUUUCCUAUAUGUAUGGUGCAUAUUAAAGGUUCUGUCAUAGAGGUAUCCAGUUUUGAAACGGUGGCAAAAGCAAAACACUCCGAUAAAGAAGUUACUUUCUCUCAAAUGCCAAAGGGCUGUGAUAAGAAAGAUUUCAUCCGCUGGAGAAACAGCAUGCAUCGAGACUUCACAAUUAACAGUUUGUUCUUUGAUCCUUUAUCAAAUAAAAUCUUUGAUUAUGCAAAUGGAAUGGCGGAUUUGAAAUCCUCAAAGCUACGGUCGUUAGGCUCCGCCAAGUUGUCAUUUAAAGAGGAUUGCGCAAGAAUUUUACGUGGCUUAAGAAUUGCUGCUCGUCUGAGUUUGAAAAUUUCAAAAGAAACCGAGACAGCUAUACAUAAGUUUUCUUCAUCCAUUUCGACAUUGGCAACGAGUAGAAUUAUGAUGGAAAUGAACUAUAUGCUUUCUUAUGGAGCUGCUGAGCCAUCUCUCUGUCUGCUUUGGGAAUUCAAUCUACUCAGAGUUCUACUUCCAAUUCAUGCAGCAUACUUGGAUGAACAGAGGAUUAGGAAGUUUCCUCAGAAUUCCACGAUGUUGAUGAAACUAUUCUUUAAUUUGGAUAAAGUUGUCACGGUUGAUCGACCUUCUGACUGCAGUUUAUGGGUAGCUCUGUUGGCUUUUCACAUGGCACUGGUCAGUCACCCUCAAGACGCUCUUGUGGUGUUCACCUUUGCUUCUAUCCUGUAUCGUGGGGGAUGCAAAAAGGGUCUUACAUUUGCUAGAGACAAUGCUCAAGUGAUAGUUGACUAUCUACCUGAGAUCUCAAGUUCAUCUGCAUGUAAAUCAAAGGAAGAGCUUGAAAAAGAAGUUUCCCUAUUGGCCUCUCUUGUUUUAGAUUCUAUUGCUGCUCUAACUGCAACUGAGAGUCUUGUCGAAACGAUGUCUAAGUAUCCUGAAUCUCCAUGCUCUGGAUUGGUAUUUGUACCAAAGAAAACUGCCCAAAGUGUUGCUGAAAUUUUUAGAGUUCUGGCGGAUGACAUCAAAUCUUACAACAGAGAAAGAAAAAGUUAUGAAAUUGAUUACCCUGUACUUCGGAAAGGUUUUCUGCACGAGACAAGAUUUGUGCUUGGCAAAAUUAUUUUAGAAACCAUGAGCAGUAGUAUUUUGAAAGGGGAGGAAUUUGUUCAGGAGGACUACCGACACCUGGAGCAGGAGAGCAUUAAGGAAAAUUGCAAUAAGGGUAAAAAACGUGGCCUUAAACCUGAUACUCCUGAACUAAAACAAGAGAUUGCGAAGAAACAUAAGUUGGUCGAAAAGAAAUGCAGACCGUUGGAGCAAGAGAUGGAUAUUGAUAACCAAGAUGCUGUAACAAUAUCACAAUUGGUUUCAGUUCUGGGACAUAAUGUAGAGAAGGAAACAUGCCAGUUACCUGAAGAGAAGGUGAUAAAGAAAAAACAUAAGGCAACGAAGCAGCAGUGUGUACCAUGGGAUGAGGCAACGAAGCAGCAACUAAAGACAGUUGAGAAGAAUAAUGACAAGGAGAAUGACAGUCUAUCUAGUCUCUCGAACGGUGAGAAGGUACAGAAACGAAAAGUACCAGACAAGGGGGAGAAAAGCAGUCAAUUUCGACUGUCUAGUCUCUUCAAGUAAACAUAAUUUUGCAACUGACAAAAUGACAUGUAUGUUCAGAAGGUCUGUAGAAGCUGACAUAUCCUCAUACCCCAGAUUUUGCUCAUUGUAACAUUUGCUGUCCUCCUAUUCCCAUUUCUUUUCAUUCUUCAGGUUUUAGCACUUUUUGAAGUAGGCUUAGGUAAUACUUGUGUUUGAUUAAGAGGCACUAGAGAAUAGUUUGUAUUACAAAUUUUGUAUUAAUUUCAUGAUUUGCUGGCGCUGAA